AUGGCAUUCUGCGCUGCAUCGGGGUCAAUAAGUCAAGAGAGUGUCAUGCCUAGAAAACUUCUCUCAGAUUCUGCUGAAAUGGCAUCUGAAAUCUCUCCAAAGCACGCACUUGGGAGCACGGAAAGGGGAGGCAGUGUGGAAAAUCGUGGCAGCCAAGCUAGGUGCAGAAAUACUGCCUUGGAUGAUGAGAGUCUGAAACACUUAACUCACGAAGAGCAGGAUGUUCUCAUGUUCUUUGAGGAAACCAUAGAUGCCUUAGAAGAUGACUUGGAGGAGCCGGUCCUACGUGACAGUGGCAUCCACUGUCAGUCUCCAAGGUCAACAGAAGAAAAUGUGUCCAGUCAUUCAGAGACUGAAGAUAUCAUCGACUUAGUACAGUCAACACCUGAGAGUAGCGACCAUGAAGGCCCUGCUAGCAGAGAAGCAGAACCAGUGUUGGAUGCAACCUGGAGAAGUGAGAGCCCUAAACCAGCUGUACCUGCUGACCUUCCCCCGCAUCCCCCUGCACCACCACCAUCGAUGUCCGAGACGCUUCCUCUUCCUCCUCCACCCCCUCCUCCAGUCCAGCAUCCAAAAUUGCUUCGCUCUGUCCCCACUCCGCUCAUCAUGGCCCAGAAGAUGUCCGAGCAGCAGAUGGAGAGCAGGGUGCACUUCUCCAGUGCCCUCAAGGAAGGCAAUUCCGACAAGAAAAACCCUGUAGCCAACGGUGAUUAUUUCGUGGCUCCGAAGCACCCUCCUGCACCUGCACCCAAACUGCACCGGUUCCCGAGCAACAUCAACAUAACGAAUGUCAGUGGCAAAGAAUUCAGUGAGACUAUUUCAAAAGCAGCGGUUAACGUCCAGGAGCGGAGAGCUCAGGUGCUGGCCAACAUCAAUGGAGGAGCUUUGGCAGCUGAACUGGAGGAGAAGCUGCAGAAAAAUGAUUUCUUGUCACGUAACAGAAGUUCUUCCUUAAGGGAUCUCUCCUCUGAGCAGACACGAUACGAGGCCUUGACAAAACUUGGCCUCGUUAAGAGCAAGCCAGCUCAGGACCAAGUGGACCAUGCCCCGAGCACUCAGCAGCUUGACGUGCAGCCCAAACAGGCAGGCGCUGUUCCCAAUGGAUAUCAAAACAUCCACGAGAUUUUAAAAAGCAAGCCCAGCCCUUUCCUUCCUACGGGCAAAACUGUAACAAUCAAACCAGAGGUAGCUCUUGCUGCUAACAAGGUCAGCAGCGCGCAGCAGAACACAGCAAAAAGUUUUAAUGAUUGUAAACAACCUAGUCUAAACCUGGAUAUGAGGAGGAGAUCAGGUUCGCUGCCUAGACCUUCAGGAUUUCGAUCCCAAGGGAUCACGGUACAGUUUUCUGGCCGUGGCUCAACAGAAGAAGCUAGGAGAGAGGCACUUCGCAAACUGGGACUACUAAAAGAGACUGCGUAA
Messenger RNA from Opisthocomus hoazin, 1419 nucleotides. Lineage: Eukaryota; Metazoa; Chordata; Aves; Opisthocomiformes; Opisthocomidae. The record is from RefSeq and is a predicted model, not a curated record.